Notothenia coriiceps (black rockcod) is the source of this 1278-nucleotide messenger RNA. Its product is annotated as homeodomain-interacting protein kinase 2-like. Gene Ontology annotation, biological process: smoothened signaling pathway; intrinsic apoptotic signaling pathway in response to DNA damage by p53 class mediator; peptidyl-threonine phosphorylation. Lineage: Eukaryota; Metazoa; Chordata; Actinopteri; Perciformes; Nototheniidae. Gene Ontology annotation, molecular function: protein serine/threonine kinase activity; transcription coactivator activity; ATP binding. The record is from RefSeq and is a predicted model, not a curated record. The transcript is spliced from 7 exons. The coding region runs from base 49 to 1077 and encodes 342 amino acids. Gene Ontology annotation, cellular component: nucleus; cytoplasm; PML body.
AGGGCUCCAGAGAUCAUCCUGGGGCUGCCGUUCUUUGAGGCCAUAGACAUGUGGUCCCUGGGCUGUGUGAUAGCGGAGCUCUUCCUGGGAUGGCCCCUCUACCCCGGAGCCUCAGAGUACGAUCAGAUCCGAUACAUCUCACAGACACAGGGUCUGCCUGCGGAGUAUCUGUUGAGUGCGGGGACAAAGACCACCAGGUUCUUCAACAGAGACCCCGACUCCACCUAUCCUCUCUGGAGACUUAAGAUUCAAGAGGACCACGAGGGUGAAACGGGGAUCAAGUCCAAGGAGGCUCGCAAGUACAUCUUCAACUGUUUGGAUGAUAUGGCGCAGGUGAACAUGACGUCGGACCUUGAGGGGAGCGAAAUGCUGGCGGAGAAGGCUGACAGGAGGGAGUUCAUCGACUUGUUAACCAAGAUGCUAACCAUCGACGCGGACAAGAGGAUCACUCCUAUCGAAACGCUCAACCACCCCUUUGUCACCAUGACGCACCUCCUCGAUUUCCCCCACAGCACACAUGUGAAGUCGUGCUUCCAAAACAUGGAGAUCUGUAAGCGUCGCAUCAACAUGUACGACGCGGUCAACCAGAGCAAGACGCCAUUUAUCACCCACCUGGCCCCCAGCACCUCCACCAACCUCACCAUGACCUUCAACAACCAGCUGAACACUGUGCACAGCCAGGCCACCAACCUGGUUCCUUCCUCCACCAACAAUGCCACCCUUUCCUUUGCAAGUCCUGAUGUCUCCAUACUAAACUACCAAUCUGCACUCUACCAGCCCUCCGCUGCCUCCAUGGCGGCCGUGGCCCAGAGGAGCAUGCCCCUGCAGCCGGGGGGGCCUCAGCUCUGCAACGCCCGGCCCGACCCCUUCCAGCAGGCGCUCAUCGUCUGUCCACCUGGCUUCCAAGGGCUGCAGGCGUCCCCUUCCAAGCACACCAGUUACUCUGUGCGGAUGGAGAAUGCUGUUCCCAUAGUGACGCAGGCCCCUGGUGCCCAGCCUCUGCAGAUCCAACCUGGCCUGCUGACACAGGUAGGAAAAGUAUCACAGUGGAGAACUAAUAGAGUGUUUUGGCCAUGAAGAAUAACAGUGCCUGUCCGCUUUGGAGCCCACAUUCAAACAAAGCUCCCUGCAUCCUUUUCUCUUUUUUUCAUAACCCUCACUAAGAAUAGUUAUAUCGAUGGAGGCUGGAAAUCACUCAAUGUUCGUGACCCUGCACUUGCUAGCAGCAGUUUUUUUUUUCCUGAGCUCAUUCAGGCCAAGCUCUCCUGUGCAUUGCUC